UCGAGUCUCCUUCAUUCGCCGUUUGGAGCGCGCUCGGAGUGGUUGCUUGGUUUAUAGACGUGUACGACCGCGUGGUGCAUGGUGUUUGUUCUAUUGUACAGAAGAACCGUGAUUGUUGCGUAGCGUGAGUGCCUGCCUGCAGACAGACAGAAGAAUAGCCGGUCCGCUGCGGUCCGGCCUGUGUUCUGUGCUUGGUUGGUACUAUGGGGAGAACGAAAAUUAUUUCCACGUCUGUCCGUGUCCAUUUGUUGUUGGUUUGGCAAUAAGCAGCGCGCGGUGACGGGAUUUGAAUUAUUUAUGUUUUUAUUCGUUCCGGUUCGUAGAACACGCGUCCACCGCCGCUCAGAGUGCUGUUGCUGCUGCAAUGGUGAAGUGCUUGGUUACACCCUCCGACGAGGUAUCCAGAAGUUAGAAGAAGCGAGAUUCCGGUGUUGUUUUCGAUGGGGCCAGGCGUGCUUGGUGAAAGGAUGGAAUUCUUUUCCGCGUAGAAGCAGUAGUGUGAACUAAGAGUUAACAAGCUUUUCGAGGUUGAUCAGAGAUUAGCGAUCGCCGCCUAGCUGAUACGGUUGGCCGAAUUUAGUUUUUCGUCAACCGUGGAGUGCCCGAUUGGAAUAGUGUUGAAACUGAAGCCCGCGUUGUCGGCUUUAAAGUGGUUGCGAUCAUAAAUUACAUCAGUUAAUUGAUUGUUGUGAUAAGCCGAACAAACACUUUGGAUGAGACCUGCGAAAACUGCUUGAAGUGAAGGAAAAGAGCCUUUCAUUCAAAACGAUCUGCGCUCAAUGAUGAAACUCGUGAUCGCGUGAGGCUGAUGAAGAUUCAUUUCGUACGUCCGUGACAGUGAUUGCAGAAAAUAAAAUCACGGCUGGAAAAUGGUUUAGAAAACCGGAAACCCGCCGCCAUAAAAAGUGUAUUCAGAGUGUAUUUUUAUCUCAACUGAAGAAUCUCCACCGGCUGCAGCAGAAGAAAACGCGCCAACCGCUCGCUCGAAACGCUCCGAAGCAGUGCAAAGCCGACUUGUAUUAUUGCAUCAAACGAUCUACGGUGGGUGGGUGCAAGCCGCUGCCGUUUGCUCGUCGGUCGUCAGGCUUCAGUGAGUUCUAUGAAAAAGUAAAGCACCGGAGUUUCGAUUAUAUUUUUCGGAUUGUGCAAAACCGUUGUAGGCCGUGCUGGCUGUCUAUUGAAACAUGGCGACCGUUUUCCGCCCAAAAGCAUCAUCAAUCGAAUUGCUACCAGAGGUGGCCCCAAGCGCCGCAACGCAAGUUCACUCCAGAGAAGUUGUUAUAGAGAUGCGCGAAGAGGAUUUAGGUUAUGUUUAUUUACAUCACGCCCAAUAACAAUCAAUUUUUGCGGUGAACAAAAUUAUAUUUUCGCGUGCGUGUUAGUUUGAUUUGCCCAUAAGAUGUCAAGCAUAUAAGUGACGUCAUGCUUUGCACUAACACACUUUCACGUUCUUUCAUGUUGCGCUUUGUUUCCCAUGUUUUUCUAUUUCCUUGAAUUUGCUCGAUUGGGACCGCGUUUGACGGUUCAAUUGGAACCUUUGGUUUCAGUCUUCGCGCAUCUCUAUAACAACUUCUCUGGUUCACUCCACCUAAAAUAAACCGGCUUCCGUCUCUUCCACCCACUUUGUUAGGGCAAACGUGCAGAAUCAGCUGUUUCAGAGAAUAAAUCCACCAAAGGGGACGCGUCCCUUCCUGCAUGUUCGCGUGACAAUAGAAAGUGACCGUGUGCCGAUUCUGUUGUCGAGUUGUUGCUAUAUCUAUCGCUAUUGCCGGUCGUGGUGACUGUGUUGCACUGCAGGGAAGAGAAGUUAUUGCUUAGUGUGCGAAUUUUUAUUGUUUGAAGAAGAAAAGAUACCGACUGGAGAACGAAGAGAGCGCAAACCACCCCGAGCUCCGCGAGUCAAGGUUAUUUGGAUACGGUUGCCAAACUGAACCUCCUGCCUGUCUUAGGACGGACUCAGCACCGGCGGAUGGUGUGUGGCCUUACCAUUGGCUUUUUUUUGUGUGUGGCUUUGAUGUGUGAUUCUGUUAUACUUUUUAUUCGUUUCUGAUGUGAUAGCUGGUGAUACGAGAGAUUGCCUGCAGCUGUUUGUUGUGUUGUGUGUGCUCUUUUUUAAGUGAGACGGAAAUUACGACGAUGACGAUGAGAGUAAAAUACGGAUAAGGUGUGGUGUUGACAGCAGCCUAUAGUAUAGACACUAGCAGCAGUGUUUGUUCAGUGUCUGAGUGCUUACUACAUUCUAGAAUCCCGUCCAAAUGCCUUCACCAAAUUAGUGCGACGUAUCGAUAAACCGUCAUCACGCGGAAACAGCAAAGUGGUGUUUACUGAAGAAAACAGAAAACCACCAACCCAAACCCUUACAAUGUCCAAAACGAUCGAAACGCGCCUGCAGAGCAACGAGGUUCGAAUUCCGAAGAAGACGGAAUUCGACGUGUCCUCGUCGGCGGCGCCCAGUCAGUACUUCAAGAGUUCCUUCGCCCGGUCGUUGUCCUUCAGCCAGAGCGGAGGCAGCCCGUACGGUGCUGGCGGCGGUGGUGGAUCCGAUCAGCACCACUUUACCCGAUCGCUCGAUUUCGAGGUGAACUUUGGGCUGGCCACCAUCCCGGAUCAACCGUCGGCGCAAACGACGCCGUCCGCCUCGCCGGUUUACGAUCCGGAGCGCGAUGGCGGUGGCGGCGGCGGCAUCGGCAGUAGCAAUGCGAAAACCAAACUGGUGAACGGAAUCGCCACCAGCAACGGAGGGGUCGUCAAAACGCUGUGGAACUACUCCAAGGGAUCGGACUCCAGAACGGCCUCUCCGGCAGGAACCCCAACGAAACUCGCGAUGGCAACAGUGGCCGCCACUGCGUCCCUAGUUGCAACGCAUCCACCAUCCGCAUCUUCAGUGUUGCCGUCCGGCUCCGGCUCAUCGUCGUCCACGCGAAAGAGCGUUGAAGCCAACGAGAUCGAAGUUCUACGACUACGAAAGGAAUGCCAAAAUCUCAUCGAGGAGAAUCGCCGUCUGGUGAAUCUGGCCGCCAAUAGCGGAUACGCUAUCAACGGUGUGAUGAACGGUGGUGGUGCUGGUAGCAGCACUACCAAUGGAAUCCUAGGCAGUGCAGGAGGAGCAGGAGGUGGAAGCGGUAGCAGCAGUCUGGCCACACUUGGGCUUGGCCUAGCCGGCGGUGGAGGAGGACCGACCUAUUCCAAUGUGGAAACUGUGAUCCUGCAAACGCAGGUGGAAACGCUGCAGUGGCAACUGAAACAGGUCGACUCCAGCCGCCAGAUGUACCGCGCCGUGAUGGAAGAAGUCGUCCGUUACCUGGACCGGUGCCACCGAAGUCUGGACGCACUACAGCCAACCGUCAUCAACCGCUCAAAAAGUGUCCUCCAGGUAUCGAAAGUGCAUACCAGCAGCACCGGAAGCAACAACAACAGCAUCAACCACGAUUCGGACAGUAGCAGUGCCAGCAGUCCCCGGGCCCGCAGCAGUACCAAUCUGAGCGAUGUGCAAAAAUCCUAUACCAAAAAGCAGCUGGAACUGUUGAGCCAUCAUCACCACCAUCAACAGCAACAACAACUGCAGUCGCAUCCUUCCACCAGUUCGGGCACCGCCACACCACUGCUGGACGAGGAUUGUGCCCCGCCUUCACCUGCCAGCUCGUACAGCACUUUUCGAGAUUUUACGUGGCGCCGUUCACCGAAACGCACCCAGACUCUGCCAAUUUCCAGCGUCGAAGUUGAUCCGGAGAAGCUGGCCCAGGAAGCGUUCCGGUUGCUGCGGACGGUGCAGAAUCUGCUCAACACCCAGGAACCGACCCUGUCGCAGUCGUCCACCGCCCUCGAUAGCCUUCUGUUGACAUCGGCGGCCGGAUCCGCCACGGGAAGUACCUCCACCCUCACAGGAAUCGGCGGAGGAGCUGCGGUCGCAGGAGGAUCAGGUGGAGGAUCGUCAGCGGCUACGGUGCACCACCAUCACCAUCAUCACCACAUGCCAGGAGCGGUGGAAGCCAUGUACGGCGGAGUGGUCAAUGCCAGGAGUAAUGUCGGCUUCAGUCGGAAGCUGAACAUGAGAGGGAGUCGACUGUCGCUGAGGAGCAGUACGGAUGACUCGGUGCAUUCCACGUCGUCGUCGAACAAAACCGAAACCGAUGAGGACAAUACGGAUAGGCCUUCGCCUCCGUUGGGCCAUCACCUGCAUCACCCGCUGGUUCAUCAACAUCAGAACGGAGGAGGCAGUAGCAGUAGUAGCAGUACCACCAGCAGCAAUAGUGGCCAUUUAAUCAACCACCGUCACAGUGCAAACAUCGACCGAAUCAAGGAGAUGAUGAUCUCCAGCUCGGCGGAAGAUGAAAGUGGGUUCAGCUCGAUGAACUCCUUCCAGGAGAUUGGCCUUCCAUUGAUCAACUCAACUCUGCUGUCGUCGUCUUCCGCGGCGUCCAAUUCGGCUGAUUCCAACUCAUCCGCCGCUUCCUCGACGGGUUCGGUAUCCUUCGUAUCGGACGAAUCUUCCGACCUGCAGGAGAAUACCGUAAUCCCAAUCAACGCCAAUGCCACAACGAUCGCCAUAAACCCACCUUCAUCGAUGUCCUCUUCGUCGUCCAACUCUACCCUCACCAACACCAGCAAGCACCUCUCGGACAAGUUGGGCAUCCCAUCGUCCUCUCCGAAGGCACCGGAGAUACCCGCCCGAGUAACGCAAUCCCCCGCCUACGAACACCAUAACCACUUCAUCAACCACCGACGGUGGGACUCGGCACCGGUGGUGCCGCCGAAGUUGAAAAUCCACGGCACCGAUUCGGAUGGGGGCGUCUCAUCGCGGGUGCUGUGGGUGUAGCGGUGAUAGAACUCGGCGGCUAACGCGGCAUGCACCGUAGUAGCCGUGCCGUCGCCGCCUUCACUAUCCUCGCAUAUGCGCUUGCUCCUUAAUUUCGCUUGCUGUAAACUCACCCGAAAAAUUAACUCCAGGAAGUAGGUCAGGAUUUUCUCGUGGUUCCGCUCUGUGGGGUCCAAGUCACUGGAUUCACUCACUCCACCACAAACCGUUCGUCACAGCAAUGUUCACCAAACUAAAUUCCUUGAGCAUGUGACUUUCUUCGUAUCGUACUGCAAAGUUGGCCCUUCCGUCAGUGUUACUUACAUUUGUUUUAGCGUGUAAUAAUGACUGCUCAGAAGGGGGAUAACGGUUGUGAAGCCUUUGCAAUUCACUGUUUGAUAAACUUUGUUUGUGACGAAUGGAGAUCGAGCUCAUUAAAGGCGGAUCUAUCCAGUCUGACCCCUCCAGUCUUAACACUAAAACCUCUUUUUCAUGUAUUUAUGAACUGUUGAAGUUCUUCCAAUAUGCGUUGUUUUGGAUGUUGCCGAACGGUUGAGAGAAAAGAUCAGUAAAAUAUUGCAUUUAUUUAAGGGAAGUACAGUAGUUGUACAUCUUCCACAUGACCACUCGGAAGCAAAUCUGGAGUACGUCGGAGUGUCAUUGUACAUUUUACCACGAAUCAUAUUUUAUUACCAAAGCUAAUAAACUCAAAACAUGAUAGUCGCGUGAUAAGGUUUGUUGGAGCGUUUGUCGGCGGAAGAAAGUGUUUUUGCUCAAACGUGAAGCGUUUGUUCGGAAACGCUUCUCCUGCGCAUCAGAUUCGAGCAGAUAACGGAUGGGAAUUUGCUUUAACGUCCAGAACUAAUAUUUUAAUUGCAAUAGACGAUUAACUAAUGAGCAUUUAUAUUACUCGUGUACUUAAUCUAUAACAUUACUAUUAUACUACAUACUAAGAUCACCAUUAUUAUACUUUAGGCAUCUUAAGUGUAAAACUACUACCCGUCGUAAGAGGAAACACCAAUAGAUUAUUUUACACUAUCGAACGCAUCUUUGUAUUGUACCGCUGUGAAGCGAAUCGAUUACAUAAAUUAACCUGUAUCAAGUCGAAUAUCCUAACUACAUACAACUAUUA
Messenger RNA from Aedes albopictus (Asian tiger mosquito), 5927 nucleotides. Its product is annotated as lateral signaling target protein 2 homolog. NCBI's taxonomy places the organism in Eukaryota, Metazoa, Arthropoda, Insecta, Diptera, Culicidae. Bases 2363 to 4816 code for a protein of 817 amino acids. The record is from RefSeq and is a predicted model, not a curated record. The transcript is spliced from 6 exons.